This is a messenger RNA of Dibothriocephalus latus, 453 nucleotides long. The record is from the annotation of a GenBank genome assembly. Lineage: Eukaryota; Metazoa; Platyhelminthes; Cestoda; Diphyllobothriidea; Diphyllobothriidae.
GCAUGCGAACAGCAGACCGCGUCCCCACCCUUCCGAUGGGUGUUGUGUGGCAAUCUGGACGCAGCUUCCACCUCGCCAGCUUAUCAAAUUUGCCGCGAUGGCUAUCCUUCCGAUGAUAGCAUCACACGGCUAAGAGUGGUGCGCAAUGUGCACCUCGAGGGUCAUGACUACAUGGACUCAACGGGUCGUGAGCCUCCGUUCACACGAUUUAUGGUCCCACCAGUCGCCCCCACUGCGUGCCUGCAGCUGCGCAAUUGUGUGGACUAUAUCUUCUGCUCCUCCUCCACUCUGCAUCCACGGGCCGUCUUCGUGCCGCCUUGUCGCGCAGUGGUCUCCGCUGCCGGGCCAUCAUCAUCACCAAGAUCGCCUUCUUCGCGUCCGCUGUCUCAAUGCGAGACGGUUAUCUCUUUGGCUGCUCGUCUGGGCAUUGUCUCAGUGCCUGCUGCCAGUUAA